Clupea harengus (Atlantic herring) is the source of this 4468-nucleotide messenger RNA. RefSeq names its product transmembrane protein 161B (gene tmem161b). The record is from RefSeq and is a predicted model, not a curated record. NCBI's taxonomy places the organism in Eukaryota, Metazoa, Chordata, Actinopteri, Clupeiformes, Clupeidae.
CUAUAUUCCAAAAAUCUUAGCGUGACCUCUACUGCGGUUGAAAACAUUGGAGCUGGGGUUGGAUCAGUGUACCACAGGCGAUGUCAGGUGUAUAGGGGCGUUAUCUGUCUAUCUUACAAAUUAUUCUUAAACAUUACCAACGUCAGAAAGGCUUAUGUGCGCCGUGCAGCUUGAUCUCCGAGAAGGGGUGUUCAGUGAGUCAGUCGGCGUUGAAUCCAUUCCCGUUCUACUACAUCAAUAUGGGUGUGAUCAGUGUGCAGCUGGUAGUUACCAUGGUAAUGGCCAGCGUGAUCCAGAAGAUCAUACCACACUACUCCUUCGCAAGAUGGCUCCUCUGCAGUGGCGGUCUGCGUUGGUACCAGCAUCCCUCAGAUGAUGAGCUGCGAAGCCUCGCUGGAAAACUCCAAAAGGGAAAGAGCAAGAAAGACAGGAAGCACAACGGGCACAUAGACAACAGGCCUCUGACCAUUCCCAAGGACAUCGACCUCCAGCUGGAGACGAAAUGCAUUACCGAAGUAGACACGCUAGCACUUCAUUAUUUCCCAGAGUUCCAGUGGCUGGUGGACUUCACGGUGGCCGCCACAGUGGUUUACCUCAUCACCGAGCUGUACUUCUGCGUGGCUGAAGCAAACGGAGAGAUGAACAUCAGCGUGGUGUGGUGCAUGCUGGUCCUGGCCUUUGUCAUAAAGAUUCUCUUCUCCCUCACCGCCCAUUACUUCAGGCUGGAGGAGGGGGGAGAACGCUCCCUCUGCAUCACGUUUGCCUUCUUCUUCUUCGUCAAGGCCAUGGCCAUCCUCAUCGUCACUGAGAACUACCUGGAGUUUGGCCUGGAGAGCGGGUUCGCUAAUUUCUCUGAAAGUGCUGUGCAGUUUCUCGAGAAUCAAGGGCUUCAGUCGCAGGGCCCCAUAUCCAAGCUAACCUUCAAGCUGAUCCUGGCUCUCCUCUGCUCCCUGACUGGAGCGUUCCUGACCUUUCCAGGCCUGCGAUUGGCUCAGAUGCAUCUGGAUGCCCUCACCCUGACCACAGGCAGAGUGACGCAGACUUUGUUGCACAUCAACUUCCUGGCCCCACUGAUAAUGGUUCUGCUGUGGGUGAAGCCUUUAACGAAGGACUACAUAAUGAACCCCACUCUAGGGAAGGAGAGUGUGCCUUUGAUGACUGAGCGGACGUUUGACACGCUGCGUCUGUGGGCCAUCCUGCUGCUGUGCGCUCUGCGGCUGGCCAUGAUGCGCCACCACCUGCAGGCCUACCUCAACCUGGCCAAUAAGGCCGUGGAGCAGAUGAAGAAGGAGGCCGGCCGCAUCAGCACCGUCGACCUGCAGAAGAUGGUGGCCCGGGUCUUUUACUACCUAUGUGUUAUUGCACUCCAGUACAUGGCACCUUUGGUGAUGCUGCUGCACACAACCUUGCUGCUAAAAACUUUAGGCGGUCACUCGUGGGGAGUGUACCCUGAGGAGGAUCUCUGCGCUCUGCAUGUGAGCUCCGAGGCCGCCGCCACCGCGGAUGGAGGGGCAGGAGCACUGGCAGCUGCAGCCACAGAGGCCAAAGCAGGGGCCGCGGCCGCGCCGGCCGUGGCCCAACUGUCUAUGGCCCUGGGUGGCCUGCGGACAGUCUUUAGCCCCCUCCUCUUCUCUGGCCUGCUCUCCUUCUUCACCUGGUGGAUCGCCGCCUGCCUCUUCUCCACCUCCAUCUUCGGCAUCUUCUACCACCAGUACCUGAUGGCUGCGUAGCCGAGCCGAUCGGACCGCACCGCAACCCGGAAGCCCCCGGGGCGGGGCGGGGGAGGGCUGAGGACCCCGACCUCGAGGACUCAGGGCUCAGGACUCGCCCUGUUCUCCUCCCUGCACGUCAUCAUAUCAGCAGAGCUCCUGAUGUGCUUCCUCCACAGAUGACUUCUUUUCUGUUUUUAUCACAUUUGACUGGGACACCACAGGUCACGGGGAGCAGGACCUGCUAAUGUUAAUGGAAAUAUUGUCAUCAAUAAUAAUAAUAAUAAUAAUAAUAAUUAUAAUUGAAAUAAUACAUGACAUCAGUAAUAAUUGUUAAGGAGUGCAGAAGGACUGUGGGGGGCUCAAGCGGGGGGGGGGGGACGGAACUGAAGUUUAGGGCUGAUGUUCCAGGGAAGUGCAUGAGGGAGACACUUUUGGCAGGAGGGGUGGGGAGAAGGGGGAGGCCCACAUUGGCAUUGCCUCAUAUAGAUAUUUAUAUUGUUUUUAAAGGACAAUGGAGAGUUUUUAAAUUGGUAUGUUUUUUUGUUUGUUUAGAUUUUUUUAAUUCGUUUUUGUCCAUUGUAGUUACCAGUGAAGAUUGUUCAUGGAAUGAAGAGAUGAGCGUCUCCUACAGGUCACGUUCAUUGGCUGUACCCCUUGGGUUUGACUCAGGGGAGGCUUGUGUUGAAGUGAGUGAGUUAGUGAGUGAGUGUGUGUGUGUCUGGGUGUUGGGUGGGCGUGUGUGUGUGUUGACAUUCUUUGACUGAGACCUAAUUUGCCUUUUGUUUAUGAGCAUCUGUUUAUGUUCAAGCUAAGUUUGUAUGUGUGUGUGUGUGUGUGGGUGUACUCCCCCAUGCCUGCUGCUGCCGGCGUGUGUGUGUGUGUGUGAGUGCGUGCGUGCGUGUGAGUUUGUGUGUGUAUGUGUGUGAGUCGCUGUGAAAGUAAGUCAGAGUUUGUAUGCCCUCGGGCUGCAGAUAACUCCUGCUGUGUUCUGGGGGAUGAGCAUUCAAAAGGGCAUUUUGAUCAAUGAAAUUGGCAUGUAGAGCUGCACUGCAAAGCACUGUUGAGGAGUUUCUUCUUUUUUCUUUUUUCUUUUUCCCCCCCGUCUGUCAUCCACACCAUUCGCCCUCCAACAACCGACAAACAUUUCCGCUCUGAAUUCAGGGUCCUUGAGGGGCCUGGGAGCCCACCGAGUGCAUUCUGUGUGUCAUGUCAUUUUUUAAAAUGUUUUAUUAUCAUUAUUACUUUUAAGUCUGUGGAUUAAAUCAGGAGGUUUUUUAUUUAGUUUUGCCAUCCUAGCACGAUGGUUUUUUUUUUUCAUUUGAAGGUGCCAAUAGAAUCCCCUGGGGAGGGGGGUGGGGGGCAUGGAACCCUACAGUCUCAGUCACCGGAUGAGAAGAUGAGGACUUUUGGGCAGUUCAGAGACUGUGUGUGUGUGUGUGUGUGUGUGUGUGUGUGUGUGUGUGUGUGUGUCUUUAUACAGGCACGUGUCUUCAUUUCAUGCAAGAAGCUCUGACUGGGUCUCAUACAGUGUACUGCAUUUCCGUUGAACCAUCACAUGUAAAGUAGGCCGAACAGUUAUGUUACAAUCAUAUCGAAUGACUGACGUAGUGUGUCUUAUUUUGUUUGUUGUUUUUAGCUGAAAUUUGUAUGUAUUUUAACUCUUCAUUUGAAAGGGUUGGGAAAGUCUUAUCCUCACUCUGUUUGAAAGAGCAGAGAGGAAGCACACUAUGAAUGUAAUGAUCCUGCCUAGUUUUUUUUUUUUUUUAUGAUUCUAACUAAUGAUUUCACAUAUGAACAAAUUGAAUUAUGCAGAUAUGGGCAACCUAUAACCUGAAAACAUCCAUUUGACCGCGAUGACCGGUUCCGCCAGUUCAACUGGACUUCUGUCAGCUCCAUCAAUGGAUUUGCUUAAUGUCAGGCAAAUAUUUUGUUGCGCAUAACACAAUGUAGACUGGUUUAUUCCGAUUUGUUCGUCCUUUGCAGAGUAUAGGAACUCACUUAGCAAGUGAAAUGGAGACUGAGAAGAUUGUGGAGGAUGGUGUCAGUAUUGCAAGGAGACACUGGUCUGCAGUAGGCCUCAGGCCUAUUGGGAUUCACGUGGUCCCAGUUCAGUAUUUGGGGUCAGCUGGUCUGCAAAUGCAUUGUGGGAAUUUCCUCUGUGUUUUGCGCAGAAUCUGACAGCCUUCGCCACGUCCAGGCCUGUUCCGUUUGGCCUGGCGACAUCUCGGCACACGGUGUUCUCUGACAAAUGUUCUCUCUCUCUCUCUCUCUCUCUCUCUCUCUCUCUCUCUUUUUGCCUGUCUCCGUGGUGACGCGAACAACUGUUUUUGGAAAGAUCAGGUCGUCACAGUAUUCUGUUAAUCGCACUAAUCUCAACCCCUUCCAAGAAAAAUGUAUGAAUGUCCUUAUUUUAAAAUUGAUUUUAAAUUUGUUAUAAACAGUUGCGCCUGUAUACAUUUCUAACCCUAAUGCCAAAUAAUAUUUUGAAACGGUGUCUUUUGUUCAGCCAUUUUGUUUUUAUUAUUUCCAUUUUUUUUUGCUUACUGAAUCAAUCAAAGACAAAUCAGCUGUACAUUGGAAUAUUUCGAUUUUUCCGGGGAAACUUUUACAAUCCAUCUGCCUACAUGGCUUUGUCUGUCUUACUUGAGUGGUAUGUUUGUUUGUUUUUUUUAAGUAUUGAUAUUUCUCUCUGUAUUUAUUAUGUUUCUCUCUGUUUAGUUUGUUUUAAUAAAUGAGUCUUAUGGGAAAAAAAUUGA